CCGCAACCCUCUCACUCACCAACUCAAUCAAUUUCUUCCAAACCCUAAACCAAAUCCCAUUUCUUCAAUUCGCUACUCCUUCAUUGUUAGUUUCCAUGGCCAGCAUCAAGUGUGCGUGCGUCGUUGCCCUCCUGUGCUUGGUGGUUGCCACCGCACCCACGGCACAUGCCAUCACCUGCGGCCAGGUCGCAAGUUCCCUCACUUCAUGCAUCCCAUUCAUCACCAAGGGUGGGAUCGUGCCGCCGUCAUGCUGCGCCGGAGUGAAGUCCCUCAACGCCGCCGCAAAGACCACCCCAGACCGCCAGGCCGUGUGCAAUUGCCUCAAAAGCGAGGCCGGCAGGAUCGGUGGAUUCAAUGCUAACAACGCAGCCAUACUCCCGGGCAAGUGUGGCGUCAGCAUCCCCUACAAGAUCAGCACCUCCACCAACUGCGCUAGUAUCAAGUUUUGAAGAAGUCACAGAACCUGGCACUGGAAACUACUCAUUAUAGCAUGAGUAUAUUAUAUCCUGAAUAGUAUAAGAAUAAGACAAAAGGUGACGAGGGCUCCACUUAUAUGCCUCUCUCAUCUUGAAUGAGCUAUUUUAUUUGUACUAAAGAGUUUUUAAUUAUGUUGUAAUGAUAUUUCCUCCUAUAUCCACUUUACAUAUGGUUUCUCAUCAA
Vigna radiata var. radiata (mung bean) is the source of this 660-nucleotide messenger RNA. RefSeq names its product non-specific lipid-transfer protein 1. Lineage: Eukaryota; Viridiplantae; Streptophyta; Magnoliopsida; Fabales; Fabaceae. Bases 96 to 449 code for a protein of 117 amino acids. The record is from RefSeq and is a predicted model, not a curated record. Gene Ontology annotation, cellular component: membrane. Gene Ontology annotation, molecular function: lipid binding. The transcript has 2 exons. Gene Ontology annotation, biological process: lipid transport.